Molecule: messenger RNA, 5112 nt
Organism: Ahaetulla prasina
Lineage: Eukaryota; Metazoa; Chordata; Lepidosauria; Squamata; Colubridae
Product: transmembrane protease serine 11E-like
Exons: 13
Coding region: 743-1987 (414 amino acids)
Biological process (GO): proteolysis
Cellular component (GO): plasma membrane; extracellular region
Molecular function (GO): serine-type endopeptidase activity
Source: RefSeq, a predicted model, not a curated record
AGUGGCCACUGAGAAGGCAUGCCUCUGAGAUCAUGUCAAUUGACAACCUUUAAGAAAGGGGACUUGGAGCACACCCAUCCUAUAUCACCUACUACAGCAGGCAAAUAUUUUCAAACAGAGGUGGUCCUGCAAGUAACCUGACUUUGUAUCAUGUAGGGCUUGAAAGCUGAUAAUGAGCACUUGAAUUUUAUUCAGAAAGCAGCUGGAAGCUAGUGCAGCUCACUCAAUUAUGGUGUUACUUGGGUGAACUAUGGGAAACCCAAAGCAGCAUGUGCUGUUGCAUUCUGGAGCAGAUGCAACUUCCAACUGGUUUUUAAAAGAAAUCCAAUGUAAGGUGUAUUGUACUAACCGAAACCGGAGAUGGCUGAAACAGCUCAUAAAGAAUCUAGUCCUUGCAGUGAUGCCACACUACCUACUGUGAACGCAGCCCAACACAGAAGCAGCUGUUCAGCUACAACUGGCACCAACGGAUCUGGCAAAAGUCCCUGAACUAGGCAUGAGAUGUAGAUCUUGAGCUGCAAGCUCUUUUGAUUUGGCUUCAGGGAGAAGUAAGACAGACUGACAACUCAGCAUAUUGCAUCACAUCCUUUGUAUCAGAUAGGCCCCAAGAUAUUGAAGACUCCUGCCUGGAUACAAUAUUCUAGAUGAGAGCACAUAGGACAAAUCCAGAAAAACGCGGACUAAGGUUGUCCAUCCUAUUUCAUCAUUCUCUUCAGUGCCUGUUGCUUCAUUCUGCAUAAGAAUGUCUAGGUCAAAAAACAGACCUUGGGAGCCAUGGAUGAUUGCUUUGAUUGUGUUAGCAAUAUUGCUGAUCUUAGCCACUGCCAUUGGUUUGCUUGUGUACUUUUUGAUAUAUGAUCAGAAGCUAUUCUUUUACAAUGCUUCCUUUAGAAUCAAUAAUGUGAAAUAUCAGCCUAGCUUUGACAAACAGACUUCAGCAGAAUUUAGAGAACUGAGCAGAAAUAUUGAGAUUUUGAUUAAACAAGCAUUUCAAGCUACUCCCUUAGAAAAAAGGCUCAUUAAUGCACGUGUUGUCAGGCUAAGCCCAGGGAAUGAUGGUGUCCUGGCAAAUGCGGUGCUGAUAUUUAAGUUCAUUGCCACAGAUAAUAAAGAGAGACUCUGGACAAAUAUUUAUCAUAGUUUGCUGAAAAAACUGAAGUCAUCAACAUGGCCCUUAAGUAUUGAUAUUUCUUCUUAUAAGCUUUCAGAAAUAAAUGAAGAAAAUGGUACAAAUCUUCUCAAUAGUUGCUGUGGGACACGACUGGACAGAUCUGUGGAGCGAAUCUAUGGAGGAACCAUUGCAGGGGAAGGGGAAUGGCCCUGGCAAGCUAGUCUCCAGCUAAAUGGCAUUCAUCGUUGUGGAGCAACAUUGAUCAGCAAUAACUGGCUUGUGACUGCUGCUCAUUGUUUUAGAGGUGUCCGAAAUGUCAGAAGUUGGACAAGUAGUUUUGGGGCUCGUCUAAGACCUCCAAGAAUGAGAAGGAAUCUUCGCAAGAUCAUCAUUCAUGAGCAUUAUGCUAAUAAUGUCAUGAACCAUGAAUUUGAUAUUGCUGUUGUACAGAUUUCAUCCCCAGUGGAAUUUACAACUGCUGUACAUCGUGUUUGUCUUCCAGAAGCUUCAUAUAUUUUUCCAGAGAAUACAACUUGUGCUGUUACAGGAUUUGGUGCUCUUAAAGAUGAUGGUCCCAGUGUUGGUGAACUUCGUCAAACAGAAGUAAAAAUUAUAAGUAAUGAAGUUUGUAACAGAAGAGAAGUAUAUAAUGGAGCCAUUUCAUCUGGAAUGCUCUGUGCUGGAUACCUGGAAGGAGGAAGCGAUGCUUGUCAGGGUGAUUCUGGUGGACCAUUGGUUACAUCUGAUUCAAGAGGAAUAUGGUACCUUGUUGGCAUAGUAAGCUGGGGAGAUGAAUGUGCUAAGCCAAAUAAACCUGGAGUCUAUACACGAGUUACUUACUAUCGAGACUGGAUUGCUUACCAUACAGGAAUCUGAAAUAAUGACGAGUAACUUUAUACUAAUUUAUGAGAUCCAAGAUAUUUUUCUUACAAACAGUCAUACUGCUCUGGUAAAUUCUAUUGAAUAGGGAUUUGUUUUUCUGCUGGAGGCAUCAAUACCAUUCCUUCCCAUAUUAUUUCAGGUUCAUGUCUCAUUAUAUUAUAAACACUGUUCAUGUGUUAUACAAGAAGAUGAAUAGACUGAAGUAUUCAUCUGCAACUCACAAAAUAAUUUUGUUUGUAGUUCUUUAUGAUUCCCAUCCUUAAAAUGCUGCAUUGUGGCACCUGCUUGAUUGCACUAAAUGUUCAACCCUCCCAACGGCUUUGAUAAUUUGGCCAAACUUUUGUUUUGUUUUGAAUGUGUGGUAUUAUUCAAGGAAAUAAUCAAUAUUCAAGGAAAUUAUUGCUGAAUUAUCCCUUCCAGGGAUUGGAGUACUCAGAUACAUAACUCUUUUACAACUGUAUUGCAAAAAUGAAGAAGAUUCUUGGGUGAAGGAUCUUCCAUGGUCUUCCUUAAUUCAUGAAGCCUGGAAAGAGACAUGCCUUGCAGAUUGAGAAAGUAUUAAAGUAAAGAUCUGUUAUUCUAUAGUCAGUUAUUCUAGAACAAUCUUGCUAUUCUAUAAAAUAUAAUAUAAAAGUGCAAUUACUCAUCUUUGUAGAAUAAUUACCCUGUUUCCUCCAAAAUAAGACAUCCCUUGAUAAUAAGACCAAUUGGACUUUUGAGCGCAUGGCAAUAAGGUUAAAAAAAAAUAAGACAGGGUCUUAUUUUCAGGGAAAUAUGGUAUAUGAUUUCUCAUGACAUUUCAGUGACCUUUUCCUAAUCUGAUACCCUCCAGAACACUUUGAAUUGCAACUCACAACAUGGACCAUUUUGAGAAAACAGAACCAGAAGCAUUCAAUUCAAUUAGUCAAUUCAAUCAGUCAGUUCAACCUAAAUAACAUUUACUUGGACAGGGAAGAGGAAAUUUAGUGAAGAAAAUGUUAGUGAGUUAUCUUGCUAAGUUGAUUUUUAUUAUAAAUAAAAAUUCCAGUGUUUUAUUUAUAAUUCAUUUCAGUUAGAAGAAAUACUAAUAUAGUUUUCCAUCUUUAUAAUAGGUUCCGCCAACAUUGUCCUUUCCUUUUUCUGUAUAUUUCCUGUUGCUCAGAGUACAACCCAAGAUUAUUUAAAGAGUUGGAAACCUUUUUUAAAAUACAUUUCUUUCCAUUCCUUACUCUUAUAUGGAAAAAUUUAGAGAAAAGUGUGAGACAAAAGAGAAUCAAUAUAGCAAAAAUGAUAUGUUUUAAUUAUACCACUCAUAAGGCAGUAUUUUGAAACUAUCCAAGCAUGCUUAAGGGUUAUUAUUUCUAAGUAAUAAUGUUUAAAAGGCAGUAACAUUUUUAAAUUCAUUGGGAUUAACAUUAUUAAGAUAUGUUUCAUAUCAAGGAGUUCAACCUGUUCUUGCGUUGGUGAACUUAACAAAAAUAUUAUUUUGUAUUGCAAUCCAUCUGUUAUGCAUUAAUGAUCACAAAUCCCAUAAAUAAACACCAUGUGACCAGUGAAAACUUUAUCAUUCUGGUAUCAACAUAUGUGUAACUAAUCAAAGGCUGGCCAAGUCUGACAUUUCAAACUGUAUAAGACUCUAAAUCAGCCUUCUGAAUCUGGUGGAACUCCUAAAAUAUUAUUCUGGCUUCAGAAAACUCCUGAAUAUUUAGGUUCAAAUAUAGGCCAGAAGUUACAAAAUUAUUAUAUUCAUUUUAUGCGUAGUCAUGUAUAUAUGCAUUAAUAGUGUCUUAAACUAAAAAUAAAGAAGUAAACUUUUUCUUUCCCCUGCCUUCUUCUCUGCUCCCCAUGGGUGGAUCCUGCAGCCACUAGUAUCUGGGCCAACCCAGCCCUAGAUCUCCCACACUUGCUCGCUCACCAAGGUGCUGCACCAGCAGAAAAGCAGACUGACAAGCUGGCAUGUUGGCGUGCCCCAGCACAGAGGCCCAAUGGUCGCUCUCCUCUUGAGCACACUCUCCCACCACCUGCUGUUCUUCUCUUCUCUCCUCCUCACUCCUUACUCACUACUCAGUGUGGAUUUUGCUCACCUCCUCACUGGCAUGCAUAUACACAAUCCCGGCCCGCUUCCCACUACGGUGAGCCAACUUAAGGUUGGAGGUUUGAAGGCUUUCAUUUGCUUAAAUAAGGAACUCCUGGGGAACCCCUGGCGACCUCGUAUGGAAUCCUAGGUUUCCAUAGAACCCUGGUUGAGAAACCUUGAUUUAGAUGUAAGAGAUCUGUUUGUAUGCAAGGGAAUAAAAGUUAAACAACCAUCAACAACCGUCAAAGGUGUCAAACUCAGCCCGCAUCUGGCCUACAGGGUGCUUAAAUCUGGCCUAUGGGGCUGUCCUCAAAAUAGCAAAGGACUGGCCCGGGGUGCCUCUGGCAGUCAAAACAAGGGAAGCAAAUUGUAUACUACAGGGGUAUCUUGCUGUUGUCCAUCACAAGCAAAAUCUUUGCUUGUGACGGACAUUUGUCUGAACAGAAUAACAACAUAUCUUUUCUUUUUUCCAGCUAAAGUAGGAUGUUUUAUAAAAAAAAAUAUUUAUUUGAUUGAUACUCCACUUUUGUAUUGGUUGAUAUUAAAAGCAGUUAACAAUAGUUAAAAUAUAGAACGAAAAAUAUAAUUUAAUUUUUAAAAAGUGAAAACUAUUAACAACUGAAACUCUGAGGUUGCUGGAAAUUGAUUUUUGUGUAAAAAGAUGAUGAAACAUUGAAAAAUAAUUCCUGAAUUGAAAGAUAUCCUGCUUUGUAAUUCUGGGUGUAUUUAUUUGCUCUUGUACUAGUUGACUCUUGUUGGCUAAACUUGGGGUUUUAGAGAACAAAGUGUAUAAAUUUAAUCAACUUGGAGAUAAUUCAGCUUUGUACUAGAUUAUCAGUACUUCAAAUAGUACUAAGUAUGGUGCAACAGUAGUAGAGCCCUAUUGCCUCCAGUACAUGUGAGCCUCCUAAAUGCAGAAAGGUAGAAAAUUCUGCAGAAAUGGGAAAAAUAUUAAAAUAGCAGUCAAAAAAAGAUGAGAUAGAUAGAUAAUGAUAGUUAAUAGAUAGAUAAUGAUAGUUAAUAGAUAGACAGACAGACAGACAUAUAUGUAUACAUAUAUAUG